AUGGCUCAAGAUGAUGAUAUCAAUAACCACAACACACUGCAGGCGACCAGCUCCGACUCGAUGAAUCCCUGCAAGGACAUGAGCGGGGGCGAAGACUCCAAAGGCAGCAGUCGCCUGGUUGUCGUGGGUGCUAUUGACAAGGGGAAGGGUGUUGCAAAGACAGAAGGAGAAGACCAGGUUGGUGGAUCUAACGGUAAGAUCAGCCCUCCACACGUCGCAGCUGCUGCCAGAGAUGGCAGAUCAGGCGGCCACCGUGGCAACAGAGAAUUGCACAUCACCACGGAGCGUGAGAGGAGGAAACGGAUGAGCACGAUGUUCAACGAGCUUCACAGCCUCCUCCCCACCCUCCCUGACAAGGUUGACAAAUCAAGCAUAGUGACGGAAACGAUACAUUACAUCAAGAGCUUGGAGGGGACGCUGAUGGAGCUUGAGAAGCGCAAGCAGGAGAUGCAGUUGGGACGAGGCAAGGUCGGUGCCGCAGCCAACAGUGGGAUCUCAUCUUCAGCGAUGGCGAUAACACCUACAGCCCUGGUGGCACAGGCGCCAGUUGUACUGCCAGAUGCUGGGAUCUGGCCAACAGGAGCAGCGCCAGCGCCACCUAUAACUGUUGGCAUGGUGACGCCGGCGCCGGUGGGGCUACAGACGUGGUCAGGGCAGAACGUCGUCCUAAGCUUGUCGGGCAAUGAUGCAUGGAUCAAUGUAUGCGUGGCACGACGGCUGGGCUUGCUGACAAUGGUGAUGGCCGUGCUCGAGAAGCACAACAUUGAUGUAGUCACCUUGGGGAUCUCGUCUGACAAUGCCCGGACCAUGUUCACCAUCCAUGCUCGCAUAAAUGGGGCGACCAACCAGUUGGGAUAUAAUGUGCGACCUGAGGAGAUAUACAAGCUGGCUGUGUCAGAGAUGAUGGUUUGGCUCUCAGAAUAA
Messenger RNA from Lolium rigidum, 924 nucleotides. Its product is annotated as transcription factor bHLH95-like. Lineage: Eukaryota; Viridiplantae; Streptophyta; Magnoliopsida; Poales; Poaceae. The record is from RefSeq and is a predicted model, not a curated record. The coding region runs from base 1 to 924 and encodes 307 amino acids. Gene Ontology annotation, biological process: regulation of DNA-templated transcription; endosperm development. The transcript has 3 exons. Gene Ontology annotation, molecular function: protein dimerization activity; DNA-binding transcription factor activity.